UUUUUCAACAACAAUAAAUACGCAUUAUAUACGCGCGAAUGAAGCGCGGGCCGCGCCGCCGACUAUGUUACCGCCGGCGGUUACGUCUUGCGAAUGACAAUUAUGCCGUGCGUCGGCCUCCGCAGCGCGUUUUUUACGAAGAGCCUCGCGUCAUUACUUUAUUCGGCUACGCGACGAGUAGUGAGGUCGAGCAUCGUCAAUCUAAACUUGACAACGCCGCCGCGACGCGAUUUUCACAAAUCAUCGGCGAGUCACUUUGGCUUUGGAGAUCGCGCGAACCUCGCGAAUCACUACUUCGAACAUCUUCGUCGUUUCGCGGAAAGAUCGAAAAACAUGAACGUCCAGAGCGUCGUCGAGGAUCUCACGCAAACCUGUGUCGUGCUUCGCACUGUUCUACGCUCUUCCAAAGACGAGAAGGAAAAGGAGGAGAUCGUCUUGAAGCACAUCAAGGCUUACGCGGACUCUGGAGUUCAAGUCAACGAUUUUGCCAAAGGUUUAGAGUGGUUCAAUGUCUCGGAAAGCUUGUCAAUGUACAAACACCUUGCUGGUAAAAUUGUAGUUCUAGAUUUCUUCACAUACUGCUGCAUUAAUUGCAUGCAUAUCCUACCAGAUCUAGAAGCUCUAGAGAAAAGAUUUACUAUUCAAGAUGGCCUUGUUGUUGUCGGUGUACAUAGUGCCAAAUUUGCCAAUGAACGAGAUUCCAGCAAAAUUUUAUCCGCAGUUCAAAGGUAUAACAUAGGACAUCCUGUUGUGAAUGAUGCUAAGCUCUCUAUGUGGCGGGACAUUGGUAUUGUUUGCUGGCCAAGCUUGGUUGUCUUGGGUCCCAAGGGACAACCUCUUUUCGUCUUGCUAGGAGAAGGACAUAGGGAAGAUCUCUUUUUAUACACAAAAAUUGCCUUGAAAUAUUUUAAGUCUUUGAAGCAAAUUUCGAAUGAUAGCAUUCCACUAAAACUUGCUCAGCAUAUUUUACCCAUGAAUAAAGGCAGUUUACUGUUUCCUGGAAAAAUUCAUUCAUUUAAAACAGAUGCUGGUGAAAAGUUGGUUGUCUCUGAUACAGGCAACAACAGAAUUUUAAUUAUGGGAAAGGAUGGCAAAGUUGAACACGUUGUUGGUGGAUAUUCUCCUGGUUUCAAAGAUGGAGAUUUUGAAACAGCCCGAUUCAAUGCACCACAGGGUGUUUGUGUACUUAAGGAUGAUGUCUUUGUUGCAGACAAUGAAAAUCAUGCUAUUAGAAAAAUAAAUUUAAAAACAAAAACGGUAAUCAGCAUUGCUGGGACUGGAUCCCAAGGACGUGAUUACACUGGAGGCAAGAUAGGAAAAGAACAAGAAUUAUCAUCCCCAUGGGAUGUUGCUAUUUACCAACACGAGCAAAAGGGAGAAACUGUGCCAGUUCUUUUAAUAGCCAUUGCUGGUUCACAUCAGAUUUGGGCUCUAUUUUUGGAAGAUACUAUAUGGUGGAAAAAUAAGCAAUGCAAAGCAGGAACGUGUUGUAACAUAGUUGGAAAUGGAAAAGAAGCCAACAGGAAUAAUACUUAUCCACAUGCUGCCAGCUUAGCACAACCUUCAGGACUUGCAGUAUCUCAGGAAUUAAAAUCAGUUUUCUUUGCUGAUAGUGAAAGUAGUACAGUGAGAAGAGUUUGCCUUGAUGAUGGAAAAGUUUUUGCUGUUUGUGGAGCUGACAAUGAUCCAUCGAAUUUGCACUGUUUCGGCGAUCAAGACGGCAAAAAAUACUCGGCGAAACUACAGCAUCCGCUAGGAGUAGCAUGGAAUAAAUUCGAUCAAAUGGUUUAUAUUGCUGAUACCUACAAUCACAAAAUAAAAAAGACAGACAGUGAGGGUAACUGUGUGACAGUUUGUGGUGAGGGAAAACCAUCAAAAAACAGUAUUUUCAACGAGCCGUCAGGAUUAGCAGUAAGUCAGAAUGGAGAUAUUUUGUACAUUGCAGAUACGAACAAUCAUUCCAUCAAGACCCUCGACUUGAAGGACAUUCAAAAAAUCGAUGUGCUUCCUGUCGUUCUUCCGGCUGAAGCUUGGAACAGAGGAGAUCACACAUUCAACUUUAAAGUUGCUGUUAGUACAAACGAAGCAAAUCUAUCCUUGACGUUCAAUCCCACGUUCAACGAUGAUUUGAAAUUGAACGCCGAAGCACCGCAAAAGUGGUCUUUAAAUUUACCGUCCAUCGAUUGGAAUGCCUCGCAAUCUAACGGCGAUCUUUCCACGCCACUGUCGAUAAAGAUACCUCCAGGUAACGAGGAAAAACAGAUGCACAUUAUGCUGGACGUAAUGACGUGUAGAGCCACGGAAUGCAUCCCUAAGAAGUUAUCCGUUGUUUACACUAUUGUUAGAGAUGCUGCUGCGCCAGCAACAGUUGUUGAGAAGAAAGAGCUAAAUAUUAGAUAGUUUAAGCUUGAAACAUUUUAAUCUGAAGUCGCGGUCGGAUCUUAUUAAAUGAACAAAAAUACAAUAUUAUCUUGAAAAGAUAGAAAAAAAUGGCUAACUUAUUUCAUAACUUACUUUGUGUGGUUUUAUUAAAUUAUAAUUGUACAAAUUAAAAAAAUAAUAUUAUUCGGAAAUGUUAAACAUCCUUAACGCAUUUGUUGAAAUGAUUUGAAUUUGAAAAAUUUCAAAUUUUAUUAAAAAACAUUUAACAAAUUUAACUUUAUCUCAUAAUCCUUACAGAGUAAGCAUAGGGCGUCGAAUGCAUAAAAUUGCGAUUAAUCCGUUUUGUGGUAUUUCCUCUGCAGACAUCCAAACGACAUCAUCUAAUAAUUAGCCUAAGGUUACUUUCAUGUUGUUUUCUCAGUCUUUGAUGCAGGAAGAAAUACGGUGGAUACAUUUUCGACGUAGUAUUAUUACGAUUGUAAACUUAUAUAAAGACAGUAUACUUUAGUUUUCCUUUGCAAGUUAGCAGUAACCGCUUUACGGCAAGACAAUAUAAAGCAAGUAUGUCAUAAAGAAUGUACCUCGUUGUGCGUUAAAUUGAACAGUAUUGAGUUAUUUUUUCAGAUUUCUUUCUAUAAUAAACUCACUUUGACUAACUUGCAACGUACGCCUCUAACUUAAUAAACUAAUAGUUACCUUCUGAUAAAUACAAAUGAUAAAGGUAUAAACUGCUCGUACUGUA
Nasonia vitripennis (jewel wasp) is the source of this 3124-nucleotide messenger RNA. RefSeq names its product NHL repeat-containing protein 2. Gene Ontology annotation, molecular function: protein binding. Bases 94 to 2400 code for a protein of 768 amino acids. The transcript has 9 exons. Lineage: Eukaryota; Metazoa; Arthropoda; Insecta; Hymenoptera; Pteromalidae. The record is from RefSeq and is a predicted model, not a curated record.